GGUUGAGGCAGUGAAGGGAGGGAUGAGCAGUGAUGCUGGAUGCUUGUGUGUUCCCUCCGUACAUCAGCAGCCAAACUCUCCCCUCCUCCCCGCUCUCACACACUAGGACUCGGCCAGCCAGAGGCAGCCGCGAGGGACGGAGCUCAGCCAGGCGCGCACUCCUUUCCCCCUCCUCCGUCGCAUCUACGGUCCACCUACUAACCCUAAUGGAUGUCCCAAUCUAUAGCAGCUUUAGACGUCGGACCACGGCCGAGUAGACGUUCUUGUCGGCCUUACGUCACGCUCCGUUUUUCCAUGCCGUAAACGGGUGGUGUAGGACGGCAGAGAGACGGAGAGGAGACUCGCUCCCCCUCGUUAGCAGGGGAAGCUAACAUUGCUAGCUAACUUUAGCCGCAACACUUGGUACCCUACAGGACUUUCGUGGCUAGCCUGAGGUGGACUCGGUGCUGCCCCGUCGCUCUUUUAAAUCAAGGGGCAUGUUUGAGUGACAAGCAAAGGAGAAAGUGGGAUCUCUGACGCUCUGCCCUCUCUGCUGGUGGAGCCUCCCCCCCCCCCCCCAAUAUCUGACCAGAGACCCCCCUUGUCACCUGGAUAGGUGACACUUCCAGGAUGCGGAGAUUUGCCUACUGCAAGGUGGUUCUGGCCACCUCUCUGGUGUGGGUGAUGCUGGACAUGUUUAUCCUGCUCUACUUCAGCGAGUGCAACAAGUGCGACGACAAGAAGGAGCGAGGACUGCCUGGUAGAGAUGAUACCAUCGCGAGGCCGCGGGAUGGUCCCGGAGAAGGGGGGAAGCCUGUGGUGAUCCCAAAGGAGAACCAGGAAAAGAUGAAGGAGAUGUUUAAGAUUAACCAGUUCAACCUCAUGGCCUCGGAGAUGAUUGCACUCAAUCGGUCGUUACCCGAUGUUCGGCUAGAAGGGUGCAAGAACAAGUUAUAUCCUGACAAUCUGCCCAGAACCAGCGUGGUGAUUGUAUUUCACAACGAGGCGUGGAGCACGCUGCUGCGGACCGUCCACUCUGUCAUUGACCGCUCUCCCCACACACUGUUGGAGGAGAUCGUUCUGGUGGACGAUGCCAGUGAGCGAGAUUUCCUAAAGCGGCCGUUGGAGAAAUAUGUGCGAAGUCUGGAGAUUCCUGUCAGGGUAGUGAGGAUGGAUCAGAGAUCUGGACUCAUUCGGGCUCGCCUCAAGGGGGCUUCAAUCUCUACAGGCCAGGUCAUUACCUUUUUGGAUGCUCAUUGCGAAUGCACGACAGGCUGGCUGGAACCACUGCUCGCUCGAAUCAAGCACGACAAGCGAACAGUUGUGUGUCCCAUCAUCGACGUGAUCAGCGACGACACCUUCGAGUACAUGGCGGGAUCAGACAUGACGUACGGAGGUUUCAACUGGAAGCUUAACUUCAGAUGGUACCCAGUGCCACAGAGAGAAAUGGACCGCCGCAAGGGAGACCGCACACUUCCUGUCAGGACUCCCACCAUGGCGGGCGGCUUGUUCUCCAUCGACAGAGAUUAUUUCCAGGAAAUUGGCACGUAUGACGCAGGCAUGGACAUCUGGGGUGGAGAGAACCUGGAAAUCUCUUUCAGAAUAUGGCAGUGCGGUGGAACCCUAGAGAUCGUCACGUGCUCGCACGUGGGUCACGUGUUCAGAAAGGCCACGCCCUACACGUUUCCCGGAGGAACGGGACAGAUCAUCAACAAAAACAACCGACGACUGGCAGAGGUCUGGAUGGACGAGUUCAAGAACUUCUUCUACAUCAUCUCCCCUGGUGUGACCAAAGUGGACUACGGUGACAUCACGUCUCGCUCUGCUCUCAGACAGAAGCUUCAAUGCAAACCUUUUAGUUGGUACUUGGAAAACGUCUAUCCCGACUCCCAGAUUCCUCGCCACUAUUACUCUCUUGGAGAGAUCCGAAACGUGGAGACCAAUCAGUGCUUGGACAACAUGGCCCGCAAAGAGAACGAGAAGGUGGGCAUCUUCAACUGCCACGGCAUGGGGGGCAACCAGGUGUUCUCCUACACGGCCAACAAGGAGAUCAGGACGGACGACCUGUGUCUGGACGUGUCCAAACUCAACGGGCCCGUCAUGAUGCUCAAGUGUCAUCACCUUAAAGGCAACCAGCUGUGGGAGGUACGACGCCGUGGUGAGCCAAGCGACAAAAGUUUGGAGACACUUUGUCAUGCUGCUGAAAAGCUGAGCCUGGUGCACGUCAACAGCAAUCAGUGUUUGGACAAAGCCAGCGAGGAGGACAGUCAGGUCCCCAGCGUCAGAGACUGCACGCACACACGCUCGCAGCAGUGGCUGCUCAGGAACGUCACGCUACCUGAGGUCUUCUAAGCACACAGGAUGAUGACCCCCUUCCCCCACCCUGACCUACGGACACACACAUGCUCUCUCACACACACAUGCAGCGACCGGGAGCCAAAAGGGGCGCGGGGGCCGUCCCGUGAGGUGAGGAUGAGGACGGGGAGGACGCCUGUGCUGGUACGACUCCCUGCCUGCCUUCUGUCACGGGCAGGAGGAGCGUUGGUUGGAGAGGAAAAGACUCCCACUUGGAAGAAGCUGGAUAUUUCUCUUUUCUUUUUCGGACAUUCAGCGAGUGAUUUAGUGUGAGAACGUCGUCAUCGUCAUCUUGUAACGUUUACUGGCCGCCUCUUCUCAGAAUGUGUGCACUUAAUUUGUGUGUGACAUGAAUGUUUGCUUCUUUUUUUAUUUAAUUUCCUUGUGAAAAUGAACUCUUACGUGUCCUCUCCUUGCUGAAGUGUAUGUCUCCCUCUGGUGUCCACUCCGUGUCAUUGCACCCAACAGACUGACCGAAAAGGAGCGGUUUAUCUUUAAAAAAAAAAAAAAGAAAAGCAGACACCCCAACAAAACGAGGAACAUUUUUUGUGAUAUCACUGCCUAAUCAUGUGACUCCACUGGAUCAGAUGCUCUUCCGGUCAAGUAACACUCCAGGGUGUGCGCGCGCAAUCAAGCUUCUUCCAUAUUGUUGAGUCACGUGAGCAUCAGCUGAGCAGUUUGUCAACUUCCAAAUGUUUUUGGUUCAUUUUUUUUAAACAAAGCUGCUUUUGAACGCAACACGGAGAGCGUGAGUGAGGCAUUCAGGGACUGAAGGAGGGUAAAAAAACAAGACAUGUUUGCGUCUUUUAGGACAUAUCUGACCUUGUCAGCUGACGUCAUAUUUCACUCCGCUCAUAUCUCAUAAGGCGCUAAACAUCCAUCAUGUUUUUUUGUUGUUUUUUUUACGUAUCAUGACGUGAUGUGUUUACAUCAUCUUGGCAGAGUGUGCAAGUUGUGGUGUUUGGAUUGUGUCGGCGUGUCCACUCUGACAAUUAACAUCAAAUGUAGAAAAUAAAAGUGAAGGCAUUUACACAACCUGACAAGGAAAACAUAAA
Messenger RNA from Entelurus aequoreus (snake pipefish), 3389 nucleotides. It is a transcript of the gene galnt1, whose product is annotated as UDP-N-acetyl-alpha-D-galactosamine:polypeptide N-acetylgalactosaminyltransferase 1. Gene Ontology annotation, cellular component: Golgi apparatus. Bases 610 to 2331 code for a protein of 573 amino acids. The transcript is spliced from 14 exons. The record is from RefSeq and is a predicted model, not a curated record. Lineage: Eukaryota; Metazoa; Chordata; Actinopteri; Syngnathiformes; Syngnathidae.